AUGGCGAGGAUGUACUCUUCGAAAAGAUUUCUCAUGUUGGUGGGUUACACCACUCUACUGUUUGUUCUGUGGAUCGGAAUUUUAUCGGGUUUCUUAUUGACGAUGAAGUAUGCGCAAAUAGGUAAUAAAUCAUUAACACCUAGAGAAGUAAAUAAUUUACUCGAUUCCCUUGGUGUACUUGUAAGUAAAAGAAAAGCAAAGUUUGUGUUUUAUCACUACAAUAGAUGCUUGAGAAAAAUGUAUAACGAUAUGAUGGAUAGACUGUGGGUGCAAUUUGCCACCGCAGCAACGAAAAGAGGGAUGUCACGAAGUUAUCAAAUGAGAUUUUGGAAAGAAUGCGAUGAUGAAAUAACUAAUGACUUUGUAGAAAGAGACGAAUAUUUUUUAGGGAGAUUUAGGAAAUUAAUAUCUAAAGGAACAAUGAUGAGCUUGACUUUUUUUACUUUCAUGUGUAAAUACAACAAGUCAUGGAAAGCGGCUUUAAGAUAUUACGAAGAUAAGUGGUCCAUUACUCUAUGGCGCAAUGUAGAGAGUUAUCCAGGGAUAAAAGUAAGGUCUCAUGGCAAUCCCGACUUUUAA
This is a messenger RNA of Plasmodium cynomolgi strain B, 579 nucleotides long. Its product is annotated as RAD protein. Lineage: Eukaryota; Apicomplexa; Aconoidasida; Haemosporida; Plasmodiidae. Bases 1 to 579 code for a protein of 192 amino acids. The transcript is spliced from 2 exons. The record is from RefSeq and is a predicted model, not a curated record.